AUGUCCACGCAACAGGGUCAAGAUGCCAAGUUCUUCCAGCGCGGAAAGAUCGAGGAGUUCCGCGCUGAGCUGCAAGCCGCGGAGGCAAAGGAUAAGAAGUACCAGAAACGAAAGACCGUCCUGAAGAAGAUUGUGGCAAACAUCACGAUGGGCAAUGACAUGUCACCUCUAUUUCACGACGUAAUUCAAUGCAUUGGAACCCCGUUGUUAGAGAUUAAGAAGAUGGUAUACCUUUUCCUCGUCAGCUAUGGGCGCUCGAAACCAGAUCAGAUACACCUCGUCAUUCCUAGUUUCCUACAGGACUGUAGCGAUCGUAACCCUCUCAUACGAGCACUCGCAAUCCGAACAAUGUCCUAUAUUCCCAUACCUGUGGUCACAGAAGCACUCGGUGAUCAACUACGACAUUGUCUCAAAGAUCGUGACCCAUAUGUUCGCAAGACUGCUGCGAUAUGUGUAGCGAAGGUCUAUACUGCUGACCCUCGUAAAGCCGAACGUAAAGGCUUCGUCGAACUUCUAAGAGACAUGUUAAUUGAUGAGAACGCAACUGUGGUUGCAAACGCUGUGGCGGCAUUAUCGGAAAUCGGAGAUCGUCAAGACGGCGUCAUAUUCAAGCUCAACUUGACCAUUGCGAACAAACUCCUCGGAGCAUUAGGCGAGAGCUCUGAAUGGGGUCAAAUUUAUAUCCUUGAUUCUUUGUUGCGUUAUGUUCCAGAGCAGCACGCAGACGCCGAAAUGAUGGCUGAGCGUGUAAUAGUGCAAUUACAACAUGCCAAUUCUGCUGUGGUGUUGACGACCAUCAAAGCUCUGCUGUACUUGAUGAAUUACAUAGGUGAUCGUCGAUUGAUAGACUACAUCUGCAGAAAAAUGGGCCCUCCACUUGUUACAUUACUUUCUUCUGGUCCUGAGGUCCAAUACGUUGCCCUUCGAAAUAUUUUGUUGAUCAUUCAACGGCGACCUACUGUUCUCAAGAACGAUGUCAAGGCCUUCUUCUGCAAAUACAAUGAUCCAAUAUAUGUCAAGCUUGCCAAGCUCGAGAUAAUGUACCGCCUUGCUCGGGAAGAAAAUGCCCGAGAAGUUCUAGCUGAGCUAGAAGAAUAUGCUUCUGAGGUGGACGUUGAUUUCGUCCGGAAGGCUGUCCGGUCAAUAGGUCGUCUCGCCAUCAAAGUGGAACCUGCUGCAGACAAGUGCAUAGAAUCAUUGCUCAAGCUCAUCGAGACAAAAGUGACUUAUGUCGUCCAAGAAGCAGUAAUCGUCACCAAGGAUAUUUUCCGAAGGUACCCUGGAAAGUACGAGGGUAUUAUUCCAAAACUUUGUGAGAACCUUGAUGCAUUGGAUGAACCCGAGGCGAAAGCUGCCAUGGUAUGGAUAUUGGGCCAAUUCGCGGACAAAAUAGAUAACGCCGAUGAACUUCUGGAUGACCUUGUGUACAGUUUCCUGGAUGAACCAGCUGAGGUCCAACUCGCACUUCUCACAGCUGUCGUGAAGCUUUUCAUUUACAAGUCGCAAUCUGAGGUUACGAAAGCGCUUGUUCACAAAGUAUUAAAGUGGGCGACGGAAGAUAUUGAUAACCCUGACUUGCGAGAUCGUGGUUUCAUGUAUUGGCGUAUGCUCGCGAUGAAUCCGGCCGUGGCUGCAGAGAUUGUGCUUGCAGAAAAGCCUGCGAUCACGACUGAUUCAGAUCGCAUGGAUCGUGGGGCUCUUGACCAACUCUUACUGCAUACUGGCACACUCGGAAGCAUAUAUCACAAGAAUCCAGAGACAUUCAUUCGAAAUGCAGCGGGUAGAGCACUGAUUGACAGCCCUGCGUUGAACGCGAACUCCAGGGCGGUGCUCGUUACCCUAGCGCGACCGCAACUUCCACCAACGGUCAUCAGUGUAUCAGGACCUGGUCCUGUUGAACCUACGCGGCCAUCACAACCCGGUGAAGCAGCAGAUAAUGUACCUCUACCGACUAUUAUGGAAUCUUCACGGAGUGAUGAACGGGAUUUACUAGAUAUUGAAGGUGAUGAUGGGGCGGGUGGCGACAGCGGAGAGGGGUACCCGGACGGUGAUGAUGAUGGCCCGGUCACCAAAGCUGCAGAUCCAUAUGCUUCUUGGGUGGUGCGUUUGGUGGUUACGUGA
This is a messenger RNA of Suillus subaureus, 2121 nucleotides long. RefSeq names its product Adaptor protein complex beta subunit. The coding region runs from base 1 to 2121 and encodes 706 amino acids. The transcript has 10 exons. Gene Ontology annotation, biological process: intracellular protein transport; vesicle-mediated transport. The record is from RefSeq and is a predicted model, not a curated record. Gene Ontology annotation, cellular component: membrane coat. NCBI's taxonomy places the organism in Eukaryota, Fungi, Basidiomycota, Agaricomycetes, Boletales, Suillaceae. Gene Ontology annotation, molecular function: clathrin binding.